CUUCUCUGAACCAUCUUCCUUGCCCUUCCUUAUUACAUCACUCUUAUUUCACUUCUCCCACACUUGUUUAUCCCAGUUCCUUCACUCUCCACCGCUAUGCAAGAAGAUCAUAAAGAAAGCCAACAUGGAACAACCAGGGUUUUCUCUUGCCUGUUCUGUUCAAGAAAGUUCUACAGCUCUCAGGCACUUGGAGGCCAUCAAAACGCUCACAAGAAGGAAAGGAUCGCCGUAAGGAAGGCUAAAAAGGCAUCCGAAAAUGGACCGACCAGCAGUUUCUCGUCUUCUUCUCCGGCGUUCUUUUAUGCAACCCCGACGAGCCACCACCAGUUAGGCAUUUUUCACUCUCCGAUGUAUAUAGCAGCUCACGCUGCUAACUUCCGGUAUUUCUCGGAUGGGUUCGGAUCGAAUGGUGCUGCUACCAGGUUCGAUGGCAGUGUAGAUCAUCGUGUUCGAUUAGAGGAAGACGAGCGGGAGUACUUGGAUUGGCAGAGGAGCAUACGGUGCAAUGGAGGGUUGGCUCAUCAGGGUGACGAUCAAUCCAUUGGCAUAGAUGAAUACAAGGGCAAAGAUCAAAAGCUUGAUCUAUCUCUUCAUUUAUGAGCUAAUUCCCUCGCUUUUAAUUUGUCUGCAUGUUAUGACAAUAAAAAGAUAUCAUG
Molecule: messenger RNA, 656 nt
Organism: Hibiscus syriacus
Lineage: Eukaryota; Viridiplantae; Streptophyta; Magnoliopsida; Malvales; Malvaceae
Product: protein LATE FLOWERING-like
Exons: 1
Coding region: 97-600 (167 amino acids)
Biological process (GO): negative regulation of abscisic acid-activated signaling pathway
Source: RefSeq, a predicted model, not a curated record